UUCCCCCUUCCUCCUCUCUCUCUCUCUCUCCUCUCUGUAGAGAGAGAAAGAGAGAGACUGCAGAAUCUGCUACAUGCCUCUCUCUCUCUCUCUCUCUCUCUCUCUACAUAACUUUUUCCCACCAACCCUUCUGUUUCUCUGUACAUUUCCUGCAACUAAAACUAAAAAAAAAAGUUCAGAGAAAAGCUUCCUCAAAUAGCUGCAAACCAGAGAGAUUAUCAGCUAGAAGGUGGAUAAAAAGAGAUUAAUUUUAAAUGCUUGGCUUGGAUAAGGCUCAUCUUUGUCAACUGUAGAUGAUGGUUUUGGGAUCUGGGAACUUUUUUAGUCGAAGAGUAAGAUGAUUUGAGGACAAAGAAGAUAAAGAAAUGGCUGCUGCUUCUGUUGAAACUAGGGAGAAAAGUGAAUUACGAAUUUUCGAAAAUUUAGAUGAUUUGGCGACCGAUUUGGCCGAAUACAUCUCGCAACUAUCAGAGAUUUCAGUAAGGGAGAGAGGGUCUUUUACUAUCGCGUUAUCCGGAGGACCGCUUGUCGGUUUGAUCGGGAAACUAUGUGAAGCUCCUUAUAGCAUGACGGUGGAUUGGACAAGAUGGUAUAUCUUCUGGACCGACGAGCGUGCUGUCGCAAAGAAUCAUGCAGAUAGCAACUACAAGACGACCAAAGAACGAUUUCUUUCGAAGGUACCUAUUCUUAACAGCCAUGUUUACUCCAUCAACGACAACGUCACCGUGGAGGAUGCAGCCGGAGAGUACGAGUUCGCCAUCCGCCAGCUGGUAAAGCUUCGCAAACUAGGCGUCUCUGAGAGCAACGACUGCCCGAAGUUCGACCUCAUCAUCCUCAGCAUGGGCCCUGACGGUCACGUGGCCUCGUUAUUCCCUGAUCAUCCAGCUCUCAGGGUGAAAGAUGAGUGGGUCACCUUCAUCACCGACUCACCCGAACCUCCGCCUGAGAGGAUCACUUUCACGCUGCCCGUGAUCAACUCAGCCUCGAAUGUUGCAGUUGUGGUUACUGGCGAGGAUAAGGCAACGGCAGCUCGUGCUGCUGUAUCUGGCAAAUGCGAGCGAACGGAUUGCUCUUCGUUAUUUCCUGCUCGAAUGGUUUGGCCAAUCGAUGGAACGUUGGCUUGGUUCUUGGAUAAGCCUGCUGCCUCGGAUCUUGGAAAUGCUGAGCACUAGUCUGUCUAAUUGCUUAGCUUUUUUCUUUUGUUAUAAUCCAAGGAGGUUUAUGCUGACCACAUGGUUUUAUAGAAAAUGUUCUGGUUACUUGGUUUUGCUAUAAUUUUCGCAAUAGAUUGUUAUGAAGGGUGACUUGUUUUGUUAGUUGAUGUAUGAUGAAGUAACACAAGAAAAUAAGUUAGUUUUUUGCUUUGCUUCAGUCUUGUAAUCGACAAUGCCAUCUUCUGCAAAAGGUGAUAUCCAUGAUCUUCUGUAAUUUUAAAAAGACAAAAAGAUCAGCAAAAGAAGACAUUUACAGAGUACUGUUGGA
Ananas comosus (pineapple) is the source of this 1482-nucleotide messenger RNA. Its product is annotated as probable 6-phosphogluconolactonase 2. Gene Ontology annotation, biological process: pentose-phosphate shunt; carbohydrate metabolic process. The record is from RefSeq and is a predicted model, not a curated record. Lineage: Eukaryota; Viridiplantae; Streptophyta; Magnoliopsida; Poales; Bromeliaceae. Gene Ontology annotation, molecular function: 6-phosphogluconolactonase activity. Bases 366 to 1172 code for a protein of 268 amino acids. The transcript is spliced from 5 exons.